This is a messenger RNA of Polyodon spathula (Mississippi paddlefish), 5132 nucleotides long. Its product is annotated as serologically defined colon cancer antigen 8 homolog. Gene Ontology annotation, cellular component: centrosome; centriole. Gene Ontology annotation, biological process: tube formation; neuron migration; establishment of cell polarity. The record is from RefSeq and is a predicted model, not a curated record. The transcript is spliced from 17 exons. The coding region runs from base 45 to 2240 and encodes 731 amino acids. Lineage: Eukaryota; Metazoa; Chordata; Actinopteri; Acipenseriformes; Polyodontidae.
UUGAGAUACAUGCUGUGUUGACAUCUAAAUCGUCUUCAGAAAGUAUGUUAUUAAUGAGUCAUUCCUGGGAUUUACAGACUGAGAUUGAUGAGUCUUUGGAAGAAUAUAAGAAGGGUCUGAGAGACAGAGCCAGCAGAAGCAUGACACAGCUGAAGAGUGUGUUAGAAGAGCAGCCCUCUGCAGAAGCUGCUUUUUCGCCAAAGAAGGGGUCUGUAAUGGCUCACGGCAGUCCUCGGAUUACAGGCGGGUGGAGAGAGGGAGACUUGAAAAUGACCUGGAAAGACCUACAACACAGCCACGCAGUCAAUCAGCUGAGAUCGUUGCUUCGUCAACAAGAACGGGAAUCUGCACCCAGCACGCCUACAAGUAGAAGAAAAACAUCACCCAAGAAGCCUUCAGAAAAAGGAGAUGCUGAUUUGCCAGCUGUUCAAGAUCUCGUCCCUAUUAUUAACAGCCAGUCCGAAUACAUUCAGCAUCUGGAGGCGGAAGUCAUGUUUUGCAAGGACGAGCUCUCUGGGAUGAAACAACGGAUCGGGGUGGUGAUUCUUGAAAAUGACAAACUGCAAGAAGAAUUGAAGUCAAAAACUGUUGAGGACACUUUAAAAGACUAUACCAUCCUGGAUACCUCGACAAACGCCCUGGAACCCUAUCUGACUGGAAGAACUGUCCCCAGAGCUCUGGAUACCAGACAGCACUCUCAGAGCCAGCAGCAGCCCCGAUCCACUCCUACACAGCCUCCAGCAUCCAACAGUCCGACAGAGGCUCUGAAAUGGCAAAUGGAACUGGAGAAGUUAAAACUACUCUAUCAAGCAAAAACAGAAACCGUAGAAGCGCAGGUGAUGUCAUUGAGAAAAGAUUUAGCCAUUUCACAGAAGGACUGUGAAGAAAUGAAAGGAAGACUGAGGCAUCAGGAGUCAGUGGCAGCCAUGUUCAGUGGGAUCCGUGUCGGUGGCUUGUGUUUGAAGUGUGCCCAACAUGAAGCUGUUUUGGCAAAGACCCAUACAAAUGUACAUAUGCAAGCAAUAGAAAGAUUAACAAGAGAAAGAGAUGAACUGAUGGCCGUAUUAUCCUCCCAGAGGAGCAAUCAGGGUGAAAUGCAACAAAGAGAAUCCAGCGCCUAUCAACAGGUCAAACAGGCUGUGGAGAUGGCAGAAGAAGCCAACCUGGAAAAAACACAGGCUUUGAUCCAAUGUGAGCAGUUAAAAAAAGAGAUACUGAGGCAAAAUGGUCGUCUUCAAAUGGAAUUGGCUGCUGAACAAGAGAAGAUUACCAAAGCCAAGGAGACUGCACGAGAGGAAAUGAUGAAGGAAAAAGAAGAGUUAGCGGCAUCUGUGAUGUCACUAUCCGUAAAGGUGGCCAGUCUUGAAGGACAGCUUGAGAGGUUAACCAGAGAAAAUAAUUCAGUAGCCAAUCAGCUGGAGGAAGCUCAAAAGCAGCUCAUUUCUCAGGACUUGGAUAUCAGUAAGGUGUGUGGAGAGCUGCGGUAUCAGUUAAACCAAUCUCAAUUGAAGAGGGAUGAGGCAGAGAAAGAGCUCCGGGAAUUCAGAACUAAAACCACGAGGGAUCUUGAACUCCGAGAACAGGAAAUAGAGAAGCUGCACCUGGAGCUGAGCGAAACCAAGCAGCGUCUGGAACGUGCCCAGCAGGACUCGGCCCGCGCCAAGGAUGAGUCCCUGAGACUGACAGAGCUGCUGGGCAGAUCUGAGCACCAACUGCACCUCACCAGGCUGGAGAAAGAGGCUGCUGUCUGCUGCCGCAGCGACGACGUGAAGGCCUUGACCUUCCAGGCCCAACAUCGUGAGCAAGAGCUGAUACAGAAGAUGCAGCAAAUGGAGGCUCAGCAUGAGAAGAGCGUUAACGAACUGGAAGCAUUGUUAGAUUCCCAAAAUACUUUGAUAGGAAAACUGAAGGACGAGUGCCGAAUCCUGGGUACAAAGCUGGAACAUGUGACAGAGAAGAACAGGUCAGAAGUUGGCCAGCUUUCCCAGGAGAACAUGUACCUCCAUGAUACUGUGGAGAAACUGCAGUCUCGCAGCGACAGGAUGGAAGAGCAGUGUAUUCAGCAUGGGCGGAUGCACGAGAGAAUGAAACAAAGGUGCCUUGUUUAUCAAGAAUUGGAAGCUGACCAUCAAGAAACAGAAGAGCCGUAUCAAGAAAUGUUUUUGAUCAUUAUAGCACCAAAUAAUGGACAAAGAUACUUAUUUAUUGUAUUGUUAUUUUUUAAAGAAGCUUAUUUUUAAAGCAACAAUUUGCAGGUAUCUUUUUUCCCCCACAAAUUAAUGAACUGUAUUUAAUGACUGUUUAUAUGAACAUCUCAGAGGUUGUUAGAGGUCUAUUGAAACAAACUUAUUUUCUCAAAACACAGAAGUUUAAACUUGAGAAAGUGAUGUAUUUGUCAUUGUGACACACGCCUGUUAUAGAAUUUUCCAUGUUAUUUCUACUUGCUGUGUUUUAUUGAUAUUGUGAACCUGCAUUCAUGUGAUAAUAUACAGAUUCAAUUGCACAACUUCCUAUUUGCAUGAAAAAAGUACAACACAUUUGUAAUUUGGAUGGAUGUAAAAAUGUAUACUAUGAGCCGGUAUUGGACCAUUUGCCGGAAAUUGUGAUGGUCUGUAAGUUUUUUUUCGAUUUUUUGAUUUUGAUUUCAAGUUACAUUUAUAUUCUUCCAUGUAUACUCCAACACUGUUUUGGUUUUCUUUAUUAAAUUAUGCAAAAUGUGCAUGCAAAUGAAUGACAGCCAAAAACAAGACCACUUAUGUAAAUGUAUAAAAUGUGUUUUUAAUUGGGUUUAAUAAACAGGUGUUAAGAUCAAUUAUAACCAAGUUAAUUGGAAAACAUUUGUCACUCUUCUCAGCAUGAAGACAAUUUGAAUUUCAGUCUACUUGUUGAAUAUUUUUUUUUUUUUUUAACUUGCACGUUCAACUCCAAGUACUACCAAAAUUGCAAACUUGGCUGAGGCGUCUGCUCUUAUGUUGGGCAGGAACAGAGUGGGGUUGGUUUACCUGCAAACGUCCCAACUGGUCAGACUAAUGAUCCCAAAUUUUCAAGUUAUUAGAAAAUCAUAAGGUGGGUGAGGGCACUGUAUUUAUUAUGCCUUUUAAGUGUCAAAAGCUACCUAUGUAUUCAUGCCUAAAGUUUUGUAUUUAGCCAUAUAUUAAUAAAUGUUUACAAAGGAAUACAUUGAUGUUUUUAAAACUAAUUUUGUUUUUCCAUUUUUGUUUGUAUACAAUUUGAUAACGUUUUCAUGAGCAGCAGCUCAGAAUUUUAACCGAUUCAGUUCGAUCCAAAUUCUGGUGGCAUUGGAACUGGUAUGCAUUGGGUCACCUAUUGAAAUCACUGCUGCAUGGAGGACAGGAGCCAAGCUGAGCCCGUGCCUCCAGUAUUAAGUACCUUGGCUACAUUGCUGAGUGUUUGGCAGAUGCUCAGGGGUGUUUUUACAGAAAGAAAUGAGGUUGUCUGUUUAUUUUCAUGCCUCCUGAUCAGUAAGUUGCAGCGGUGACGACAUUCAAAUUGGGCAUUUCAUAGCUGUCAACACAAAAUUAAAGCUAUCAGUAUCACAAAAAAGUUAUGUAACCCCAGAGUCUGAUAUUCUCAAUGACUUGUGCUAAAGAAUGUAAUUUCAAUUAGAUAAACUGUUCUCUUGAUAUGCUUGUAAAAUGUGUACAGUAUGUUCACAGGUGGACAGACAGAGGUGCCUAUGCUAUUUCUCUGUUGCAACGCAUCAUCAUCAUCAUAAUAAUGAUAAUGUAUUCAGUUAGAAAUUGACAAAACUCACUGUAAAUGAAGCCUAAUACACAAACAGCAGCAUCAAAAGAAAUGAAAAAAACUUACUGUUCAGAAUUCAAAGUGAAGACUUUGAAAUUGCAUACCACUAAAAGUGUUGUACAUGUCUGCUUUCUGAGAUCUUUGGAAAAAUAUGUUUGGUUUGAUUACCAUUGUUAUUUAUAUACAGAUGUGACCAUGCAAGCUAUAUACCAUAACAGCCCAUUUUAUACAACAUAAAAUACUUUAUUUCCAGCAUCCAAGCUCAAAAUACCAUUUUCAAAGUUGAACAUUGUGACAAGAACUGUGACUUGAUUAGAUCAGCAGAUAUCACUUACAAACAAGUUUGAAUUAAUUAAACUAAAGUAUUUGCUGUUUUUUGUAAUAUUUCAUUUUACCAUGCAUUAAAAAGGAUGAAUUGUAAACAGAUACAAAAAGGACUCUCUUUUUUUCUGAAGUGAGAAGCCCAAAGAGGGAGGUGCUGCUAACACCAAGUGUGUCUUCUGAAUUUGGGUGUGAUACAAAACUGAUUGCUUUUGACAUCUCUAACUUUGACCUACCUGAUUACCACUAUAAUACGAUUUUCAACCUGAAUUGAACUACUCCGUGUAUACACCAGUGUUUUUUUUUUUUUUUUACUCACUAGUUCAAUGUCACACAUCCAGAUGUUGUGAAAGAAUUCUUCAAAGCCGCAAUUCUUGUCUCAAAUUACCUGGUAUGUCUUACCUUACUAGUGUGAUAUGCACAGGACACACAUGACACACUUUUUAGAUGGUGAUUCAGCACAAAUUCUAGAACAGGUCUAGAGUCACCAUACUAUUGAAUGUCUAUAUAACUUUAAAUAUCGUUUUAACAAAUGUAUUUGCAUCUAAUAUGAAGUUUAAGCAGUCCUAUGUUUAAUACUGUACAUCUGAUUUGGCAGCAUAUAUAUCUUAUCAAGCUACAUGUGAAUGAGAUUUAAAAUGAUAAAAUCAUAAUACUAUGUACCUCACCAAUAUUUGCAACAGUAUAAAACAAGGGCAUAUUGAAGGAAAUGGUGGUUUAAUUGCAUGAAAGGACAUGGGGCCAAAUAUUCAAAACACAUUGCGUGAGUCGCAAGGGAAAUUGUAGAGAUUUUUUUUUUUUCCCACAAGUCCUUUUUGCACAAAGGUUGCACUUUUGAGUGAGAUUCAAAAUAGAUGCUGCAUUGGAAAAAAUGGGUUCGUGAGUUCUGUUUUUCCCUCAAAUUUGGUGGAGUUGUCAUGAAUAAUCCCGCAAGAGCUCCACCACGAGCUAAAUUCAAAAGUUAAUUUGCUCGCAUAUCACUAUGUUGCAAGGAAAUCACUUAAGAGAUUUCAAAAAAUUAAUAAAUACAUUUCUGUUUAGGCUAG